Molecule: messenger RNA, 1157 nt
Organism: Penaeus vannamei (Pacific white shrimp)
Lineage: Eukaryota; Metazoa; Arthropoda; Malacostraca; Decapoda; Penaeidae
Source: RefSeq, a predicted model, not a curated record
GGGUGUGGUGUUGGGAAGUGGGUUGGUGUUGGCAGAGGGUGUGGUGUUGGCAGAGGGUGUGUGUUGGACAGGUGGUGUGGUGUUGGCAGAGGGUGUGGUGUUGGCACGGGUGGGAAAUCUGGGGAAAUUUUCGUUAGUUUUGAGGGUAUGUGUGUGUGUGUGUGUGUGUGUUGGCACUGGUGGGAAAUUAGACGGAAAUAGGAAUAGAUUAAUGGAAUAGAAAUAAUGAAGAAAACGCUAUUGCAAUGGAAUGAGGAUAGCAAUAAGAAUGAAUGAAAAGAAUAGAAGAAAAUGAAGAAUGAAUAAUGUUAUUGAUGUUAUAUUAUAUUUUUCACUUGUUGGCACCUGUUGAUUAGAAACUAUAUUACGUUAUAUUAAAUGUAAUUACCACCUGUUGAUAAUAAUUAAGGAUUUGGUAGUAUUGCAUCAUCGUGACACUAAUUACAUGUUGGUGCAUCAUUAGGACUAAUUACAUGUUGCCCUUAAUUAAUAACUCUUUUGAAUGAGUUUGUUGUCAGUAGUUCCUGUUGGCACUCAUUAGAAAUGUUGGCACUGCUCUUUGAUAACUUCUCGCAGAUUAUAGUGACACUGACAAUGAGGUUUUAUGCAGUUUAUAGUGACACUGUCAAUGAGGUUUUUUGCAGUUUAUAGUGACACUGACAAUGAGGUUUUUAUGCAGUUUAUAGUGACACUGACAAUGAGGUUUUAUGGUUUAUAGUGACACUGUCAAUGAGGUUUUAUGGUUUAUAGUGACACUGACAAUGAGGUUUUAUGGUUUAUAGUGACACUGACAAUGAGGUUUUAUGCAGUUUAUAGUGACACUGACAAUGAGGUUUUAUGGUUUAUAGUGACACUGACAAUGAGGUUUUUUGCAGUUUAUAGUGACACUGACAAUGAGGUUUUAUGGUUUAUAGUGACACUGACAAUGAGGUUUUUUGCAGUUUAUAGUGACACUGACAAUGAGGUUUUAUGGUUUAUAGUGACACUGACAAUGAGUUUUUUUGCAGUUUAUAGUGACACUGACAAUGAGGUUUUAUGGUUUAUAGUGACACUGACAAUGAGGUUUUAUGCAGUUUAUAGUGACACUGACAAUGAGGUUUUAUGGUUUAUAGUGACACUGACAAUGAGUUUAUGCAGUUUAUAGUGACACUGACAAU